This is a messenger RNA of Columba livia (rock pigeon), 4591 nucleotides long. It is a transcript of the gene CRYGN, whose product is annotated as crystallin gamma N. Lineage: Eukaryota; Metazoa; Chordata; Aves; Columbiformes; Columbidae. Gene Ontology annotation, biological process: lens development in camera-type eye; visual perception. Gene Ontology annotation, molecular function: structural constituent of eye lens. The record is from RefSeq and is a predicted model, not a curated record. Bases 3947 to 4498 code for a protein of 183 amino acids. The transcript has 4 exons.
CCAUUUAAAUAUGAGAAGAAACUUCUCAGUGAGGUGCCAGAGCCUGGCCCAGGCUGCCCAGGGAGGUUGUGGAGUCUCCUUCUGUGCAGACAUUCCAACCCGCCUGGGCACCUUCCUGUGUAACCUCAUCUGGGUGUUCCUGCUCCAUGGGGGGAUUGCACUGGAUGAGCUUUCCAGGUCCCUUCCAACCCCUGACAUUCUGUGAUAGUAAGGUGCAUGAAGAAAUCUGUGACCUUUUAAAGCAAGAUGUGCUUUUCAAAGCCCUGAGAUAUGAACGUUUCUAGGGUUGGGUCUUCUGCUGCCUUGCAAAUACCAAAAGCUCCUCCAGAGCUGGGGUGUGGUGCUUCCAGAGGAUGAGGUGCAACUCCUUGGCUGUUGCUCACUUAAUUAUUAUUUGCAUGCGGUUACAGUGGCUGUAGUAGGUGCCUCUGAGCAGAACACCAAUCCUGCUCAGCCCCUGCUAAUAUUCCUGUCGGCAUUAGCAAGGUCACUCCCAAAGUUUUGCCCCCAGGAGUCACACCCCAGGCUCUUGAGGAAAUCCCUGCGUCAGAGAAGAACUGAGUUUGACACCUUCCUACUGUACAUCGGGUAGUUUGGCAGCGUCCUUCUGCCAGCACCACGGAUUAUUGCACGGUGCAAUGCUCUGAGCUGCAUGGAAAAAUUACCCCUUAAGUCCUAUAUAACACCCCAUGGAAAGAGGUGGUGACGUCUCACAGCUGCAUUUUGAAGACCACCCAGCCUGGACUUAUUUAUGCUGACAUAACCUUGGUCACAACCCCUUGGCAGGUCAUGGAAAUCACUUUGCAAGAGGACAAGAGCUGUGCCCAGAUCCUGUGUGUAGGUGGGAUGCAGGGAGGAGAGCGGGGUGGCAGAUGGAGCCACCACGUUUAUCCAGGCAGGUGUUGUGGUCCUGGGUAGUUGAGUUGUGAUUUCUAGCAUGCCUGGAUCCAUCUCUGUGGGUGAUGAUGGUGCCAAGAGCGUCCCAUGGCAUCGAGUCCUUCCUGCCUCGGUUUUGUCGGGGAUGUAACCACAGGGUUACAAUGAACCUGAGAUAAACCUUGACUAUCUUGUGUGGGUGAGGUGUUCAGUUUUCUCACUCCAGGAUCUGGUCUGGACUCGGAGAAAAAUAGCUCCGACCACCUUGGCCCCACGGCAGCAAAGCCAGGUGGGGACAGCACAGCCCCGAGCUGUCCCUGCGGAUGUUGAGCCCCAUUUCACACUCCUUCUAAACGCAGUCGUGCAAAAACACCUCAGACUUUUCAGUUUUGUCUGUUAAAUCCGAAUGCUCGGACUAUUAAGUUCAUCUCUUCAGUGCUUCAUCCUUCAAACAGCCUCAGGGGAGGAACGCCGCUCGUGAUGCUGGUGGUGUAGGGCACCACAGCUGGAUGUGGUCCUGCACCUGGGCAUGAGCAGGAGGUGAGAUCUGCCCCAAAAUAACGUGCCUGAAAGGCUGAUGGUGGCCACAGGCUCCUCAGGCUGUUUUUUUCUUCCAUUGGCAGCCUUUCCACCCCUGGCAAGGAAUCAAAGACGUUUGUCCAGGAAUUAAGACUUGCUGUAGUUCAACAUUAUUUUUUCCCAUUGUUUUCCGUCUUUCUAGAGAUGGGUCCUUUGUUGUUUCGUAUCUUUAAUGUGGUUUCUCAGAUAAAUGAGAACUAAUUUGUCACACCUUCUUUCCGUCUCUCUUAAAACAGCUUUUGAACUUGCUGGACAACAUCUCUAACCGUCAGGUACAAGUCUCAGACACUUCAAGUUCCUGCAGAUUUAAUUAGAGCUUGCACCUCAGGAGAGACAGAUAAACCCCAUCAUGAGACAGAGCUGGAGGAAAUCAGGCUUUUGUGGUUCCAUAAAAAUCUUUUCCUGUGGUAAUAUUUGCCUUACUGGGUACCCUAGGGCCAGUUUGUCAUGGAUCACAGAAUCACACAAUGUCAGGGAUUGGAAGGGACCUGGAAAGCUCAUCCAGUGCAAUCCCCCCAUGGAGCAGGAACACCCAGAUGAGGUUACACAGGAAGGUGUCCAGGCGGGUUGGAAUGUCUGCAGAGAAGGAGACUCCACAACCUCCCUGGGCAGCCUGGGCCAGGCUCUGGCACCCUCUCUGAGAAACCCAAAAGCUCAUGGCCAACACAAAGAGCACGUUGACUGCUACGACCCCAAUGGAUGGGAGAGAUGGGUCCCAACGCCAGCGACGGUGCCACCUCAUCACCCUGGUGCUCCCUGACACGACUCAGAAGAAGUACAGGUCUUCUCCUUCACUCCCAGGGCACCAAGUGUGAGGCUUUAUGGAAGGGCUGGUUUUGGAGACACUGCUAAUGCCCCCACCCCAGCUGCUGCUCUUCCAAGUGGGAUUUUCCAUCCACUGUUACUUUUCUCACACCAUCUGGUGACUAAUUUAGCACCUAGAAAAUAACACCAGCAUUUCAGUGAAAGUUUAUGUGGGUUUUUUCAAUUCAAUUCAAUGAGGCUUUUCUUCAUUAUUUCCUGCCUGCCAUCAGAACAUGUAAAUUAAGCAGCGUUUCUAUGAUGCCGGGGCAGGUUUACCUGCAUCAGCCAAAGGAUGCAUUUCUUCUCCAAACACAACGUGCCAUCUUCCUCCUCCUCCAGCUCAUCCUGGUCAACGCAACAUCUUCCAGCUCAGCCUACAUGUGCACACACACGCGCUUAUUAACUUUUACGUCUUAAUUGAAAGGGCAGCGUAUGUUUAAGCCUUAAUAAUGACAUCCUUUCUUCCCAAACAGUCUUUAAUCUUGAAAUGGAGCGGUGAACAAAGCCAGCAGAGCAGGAUUGGUGGCACGUGUGCGGAUGGGAGCCACCUGCCAAGAAAUGAGAUUUAGGGCUGGGAUUCAAAGCGUUUGCGCGACUGUCCGGCAAAUAGAGUGUUGAUGGUGUGGGGAGGCAAUGACAGCCCCGUGGGUGACCAAGAGGAGGAUUUGAUGAGCAGGAGCUGAGUGUGAGGUUUGUUCCAGGGCUAUUAAAUAGCACAGAAGACAAAUCUCUAACAUGGUGCCCCGGCAUGACUCUGUGUGCUGGUCCAUGGGCCACCCCCGUGCAUUUGCCUUUACCUCUUCCCAGCCUGGCUCAGUAAUAUAAACUGACAUGGUUUAUGGAUUAGGACUUUCCAUUGCUAUUUGUCCUGAGAAUAAGACAGUUCAAGGCUCUGGGUGCUCUUACAACACCAAAAGAGUAGAAUACGAAGCAGCUUUUCCUUGCAUGGUGUUUGAGAUACCAGACUCUGAAGCUGUAAUUGCAGCUGUAAGGGAAAUAUUACUUUAUGGUCAACAAUAUGGCUUAAAAAUCCCCCUAAGCAUGAGCUAUAUCCAUGUCCUGGUGCUUCAGUGCUGAAAGAUGAUAAAAAUGAUGCUCAUGAAUAAGAGUGGUGGUUUUGUGAGCCCAACCUUUGCUCUUUGGAGGAGAUUAGGUCCUCGGCUUUCAGAGAUGCCAUUUAAAGAGGUUCAAAGGUUGAACGAGAAACCAUUGCUCUGAUGGAUGCAGUGCAAUGUGUUAUUGGUGAGGAGUCUUCCAAGGAUGCUCACUAAAAAGAAAAAGGAAAACAAUGGGAAAAGGAAGAAUAGGGAAAGAAGAGGUGAAGGAAAAAUAAAAGAAAUAAAAGGGGGGUACAAAAUAAAGAAAAACAACAAAAAAAGAUGUUGUUCAAAAAGGAGCAGUAAAUGUGCACUGCUAAUCAACCAAAGCCCUGCCAAGCAAAUCUUUUGUCAGAUCAUCUGCCCGAAAUCAAAACCCUGGACUCAGCAAGCCCCGGUACCCGCAGUUCUGCCUACGAAGCAGGAAAGCAAAAAGCCCCCGGUUCCCGCUGCUUUGUUAAAAAGCCCUCGCAACACCAGCCCCGUCUCCCCCCACCUCCAGCUGCUAUAUAGCGGGGCGUCCAACGUUUCUGUCCGUCGCGGUAUUGGUUUGGUUCUCGCUUUUGGUCUUGGAUAGCAGCCGGCAGAACAUGUCUCAAUACUCAGGAAAAAUCACUUUCUACGAAGGCAAAUGCUUCACGGGCAGAAAGCUGGAGGUCUGCGGCACCUGCAGCAGCUUCCAGGACCGAGGUUUCCUCAACCAGGUCAACUCCAUCUGCGUCCAGAGCGGGGCUUGGGUCUGCUUCGACCACCCCAACUUCCAAGGGCAGCAGUACAUCCUGGAGCAUGGCGAGUACCCCAAUUUCCAUCGCUGGAAUGGCCGCAGCGACCACCUGGGCUCCUGCCGGCCCAUCGGGAUGCACGGCGAGCAUUACAGGAUCAAAAUAUUUGAGGGGAGCCAUUUUCGCGGUCCCAGCCUGGAGCUGACGGAAGAUUGCUCCUUCCUGCAGGGACAAGGCUGGGACAAGACCUGCAUCAACGCCCUCAAAGUGUACGGCGACGGCGCGUGGGUGCUGUAUGAGGAGCCCAACUACCGAGGCCGUAUGUACGUGGUGGAGCGAGGCGACUUCAGCAGCUUCAACGCGUGGCAGGCGCGCAACGCGAGUGUCCAGUCCAUCAGAAGAGUCGUCAACUACUUCUAGCUGAGCUUUGAUCCCACCAGCGAUGGCCUGCUGAGACCAGGCAUCACUCUCCUUCCCACUCACUGACCCACGGAAUAAACUGUUAAACACCAA